AACUUAAUCGUAAUUUAGCUCAGAUAGAGCGCCGGCAGAGCGUUGUAAAGUAGGUAGUUCAGUUUCUUGCACCGAAAAUCUAAUUUUGAAUUUAGAACCUCAACAACUACAUACCGUGCUGCACUAAAUACGUGAUGAAAUAAUUUCCCUUAGAACAAACAUGGAACAGUUUGAACAACUGCUAACAUGUGCCAUUUGUUUGGAUCGGUACAGAAACCCAAAGUUACUACCAUGUCAACACAGUUUUUGCAUGGAACCAUGUCUGGAAGGAUUAGUCGAUUACGUACGACGCCAGGUAAAAUGUCCAGAAUGUCGUGCGGAACACCGAAUUCCGUACCAAGGCGUACAAGGCUUUCCAACCAAUGUAACUUUGCAAAGAUUUUUGGAACUUCACAUAGAAAUAACUGGGGAAUUACCGGAUCCGACAAGUGGCCAAAUAAUGGAACGAUGUAAUGUUUGCUCGGAAAAGGCGUACUGCAGCUUUUGCUUUCAUUGUGACAAAAAAGUUUGUCCCGAUUGCAAGGGUGCACACAUGGACAUCUUACGCAGGGAAAUUUGUCGAAUAAAUAAUCAAAUACGUCGAAGCAUUCACAGAUUGCAAGAUUCGCUGUCGCUGGUCGAAAGGAACACGCAAAGCAUUCAGACGAAUUGUUCAUCAGUUUCGGAGGAAGUUGAAGAAAUUUAUAGAAGAUUGUCGAAGGCGCUUAAAGAUCGAACGGAUUACUUGAGGGGCGAGGUCGACAGGUAUCUGUGCACGGAAUUGAGAACUUUGACGGGUUUGAAGGAAAAUUUGGAGCAGGAAAUAUCGAAUAUACUCAGCAACUGUGAUUUAGCAGAUAAACAUAUAAACGAGAGCGUGGACUGGGACGAUUGCGAACUGAUGGAUGCCAAAGAAAUUUUUCUCAAGACUGUAGAAUUCAUCAGAAACUUUGAGUAUGAGAAUUCGGAUUAUGGUCGGAAAGUGAGGCUAAUACUGGCCCACGACCCUAAUCAACUAGUUCUACAUGUGGCAGGAUUUGGGGAUCUGAAUAUUGCUCAUCAACAGUUUGGAGGUGGUAGUGCCUUACUGCAACCACCGGGUGGAGGACCAGGUUUAAUGCGGUCCAAAAGUGAUCACAGGUUAGCUUCACAAUUUAGGCAACAGGAAGAGAGGGGCUAUGAUAAAUCAUACGGUGAAGGUGGACAGGAGGAUCUUCCCUUAGGAGGACGAAAGUUUGGCGACCGAACAACAAGACCAACCACCGCUAAUACUGACAGGUAUGAUCGAUAUGGAAGAGGAGGUGCUACAGACUACGGUGAUGAGUAUGAAGAAACUACCAGACCGGCGAGGUCUCGAUAUCGGUCUCGCUUCAAUCGACAUGCACCUGCGGAGAAUGACUCAGAUACUGAACCUGCAACACGCGGGGUUCGUUUCAGUGAACAACACAAGGAAAAGGAACGAACAUUGGACACUGAAGAAGUAACGCGAGGUCCACUAAGCGGAAUACAACGACUGGCAGACUCCCCUCGCGUAAUGAAGAAAUUACAAGAAAAUGAAACCAACAAAAAGAAAGAAAAGGAAAAUCCGCCACUACAACCAACUACUCCACCAAAGGCUACACAACCGACUGUGAAAAAGCCACCUCUCGCCAAUAGACAAGUAAGCGAAGACGACGAAAUAUCGAAAAUUAAAAAACAGAACAAAGGAGCUACAACAUCCACAGCCCCACCCGAACCCUCCCCCACAGUAACAGUAACAAAACGCUCUGAUGACGUAGAAGAUAGACACGCAAAUACCCGCAGAACUCCAGCUCCUGAGGCCGCAUCAUCUGAUGAAGAUUCCGAUGCUUCAGAAAGCUCAGUCCAACAAACUCAACGAAAGACCACAAAAACCCCAGUCGUGAAUAGGAGAACUCCAGCUCCGGAACCAGCACCAACGCACAAAAAAGCGACUCGCUCGACGAGCUCAGACUCGACAACCUCUACCGAAUCAUCAGCAUCAAGCGCUAUCCGAAGUGGUGCAGCACCCGAAGAAACCAAACCAAAAUAUACACCACGCGUUACUGAUACAACACCAGAACGUACACGUGCACUUUCGACAAGCACACCCAAAGGUUCGUCUAACCAAAAAACAUUUCAAAGCCGUUUCUUACCAAAUCGAACUCCUACAGUAGUACCUACGCCACCCUCCCCUAAAGAACCAGAAUCAAGCAGCGAAGAAGAAACAGAAAGCGAAGAGGAAUCUGACGAGGACACUCCAAAACCGACCGGUACCGCUGAUAUGUCCAAAACUGACAUUGGUGCGUUACUAGCGCGUAGUGCUCACGCUAGAGACUCAUCAGAUUCAUCACCUAAAAAAGACGAGCCACAGAACACAAGAUCUAGAUAUGAAGACUCUCCAACGACAUACUCUAGAACGAGGAGUAAUGAAGAACCUACGUACACAAGUCGUUUUAUGAACAAAAAUCGCACACCUUCAACCACAACCGAUGACACAAAGACAUCAGAUGACACUGACAAAUACUCAAGUCCUAAAUCGCGCUACUCUGCAUUGAAGGAUAGAAGGCAAAGAUUGGCUCGAAGCAAAAGCAGUCACGCCUUCGGCGAUGAUGAUGAAACAGACGAGCCGAUUUCGCCGACAACAGCAAAUCCAACCGCCUACAUGCAAUCGCGAGGUUACAGCUCGACGACAUCUGCUAAUGAUCUUGCUCGAAGUCGUUCCUCGCACGCGUUAAAGUCACGUGAAAAUUCGCCCGAUCGUACAACAGCAAAUGAAAAGGACGGUGCCGCGCUCAGCUCUUGGGCGCGCUACCUUAAAAACAAAUACGGCAACAGAAGUUCCGGUAAGGACAAGGACUCGGGUUCCGGAACCGGCACAUCAUCUGGCAGCAGUGCGAGCGCGGCUAGAAGAUUGUCGUUGGGACUUCCAUUGAGGUCAUCAGAUGUCGGGAGCUCAGAUGACGACCAAAAAAACAUGUCAGGCUCCCCCACUACCCCUACAGCAGUUACGGUGGCAGCAGCCGGUAUCGCAGCGGCAGCAGCAGGUACCUCCCCUAAGGAACAGUACCUGCAAAAGAGCAAUUUACUGUUCAAGAUAGGGGGGCGGGGGAGCGAGCCCGGAUUAUUUACGUGGCCGAGAGGUGUGGCCGUAGGACCCGAUAACUCGAUCGUGGUCGCCGAUUCAUCUAAUCACCGCGUACAGGUGUUCGAUGCCAAUGGGAACUUCCUGAAGGAGUUCGGACAGUAUGGAAACGGUGAAGGAGAGUUUGACUGUUUAGCCGGCGUUGCAAUAAACAGAAUUGGACAAUUCAUUAUUGCGGAUCGCUACAAUCACAGGAUACAAGUAUUUGAUCCCUCGGGAAGGUUCCUGAGGUCGUUUGGUAGUCAAGGCGCUGCAGAUGGUCGCUUUAAUUAUCCUUGGGGAAUUACGACUGAUGCUUUAGGUUUCAUUUACGUUUGUGAUAAAGAAAAUCACAGAGUACAGGUUUUCCAAUCCGACGGAACCUUUGUUGGAAAAUUUGGUUCAAUGGGAAAUAAACCAGGACACUUAGAGCAUCCCCAUUAUAUUGCGGUUUCAAAUACGAACAGAGUGAUUGUUUCCGAUUCUAAUAAUCAUAGAAUACAAAUUUUUGAUGUCAAUGGGAAAGUCCUUUCGACGUUUGGCAGUGAGGGCUCAAAUGAAGGGCAGUUUAAGUUCCCAAGAGGUGUUGCAGUGGACGAUCAAGGCUUUAUUUGUGUGGCUGACUCUGGAAAUAAUAGAAUUCAAAUUUUCCAUCCCGAUGGUACCUUCCUAAAGGCGUUUGGCAGUUGGGGUUCAGGUGAUGGCGAAUUUAAAGGGCUUGAAGGAAUUGCUGUUACACCAAACGGAAACAUACUGCUAUGUGAUCGGGAAAACCAUAGAAUCCAGGUGUUUUAGAAUAAUAACUUCAUAUUUUGCAAUUUCUUUAUUUACAAAUUUUAAUAUAUGUGUGUUACUCAUUCUGAAAUAAAUUUGCAUUUUAUCUCA
Molecule: messenger RNA, 3985 nt
Organism: Photinus pyralis (common eastern firefly)
Lineage: Eukaryota; Metazoa; Arthropoda; Insecta; Coleoptera; Lampyridae
Product: RING finger protein nhl-1-like
Exons: 8
Coding region: 161-3895 (1244 amino acids)
Biological process (GO): negative regulation of translation; proteasome-mediated ubiquitin-dependent protein catabolic process; protein polyubiquitination
Molecular function (GO): translation repressor activity; zinc ion binding; protein binding
Source: RefSeq, a predicted model, not a curated record